Molecule: messenger RNA, 2526 nt
Organism: Talpa occidentalis (Iberian mole)
Lineage: Eukaryota; Metazoa; Chordata; Mammalia; Eulipotyphla; Talpidae
Gene: TAP1
Product: transporter 1, ATP binding cassette subfamily B member
Exons: 11
Coding region: 1-2079 (692 amino acids)
Biological process (GO): transmembrane transport
Cellular component (GO): membrane
Molecular function (GO): ATP hydrolysis activity; ATP binding; ABC-type oligopeptide transporter activity
Source: RefSeq, a predicted model, not a curated record
AUGGCCAGCUCGGGGAGGCCGGCGCCCGGCGGGUGCCUCUGCCCCUCCCGGGCGCCCCUCGCGUGCCUGGGCCCCGCGCUGCUGCUGCUCGCCGACCUGCUGCUGCUGCGGCCGGCGCUGCCCGGGGUCCUCUCCCUGCUGGUGCCCACCGCGCCGCCGCUGUCCCGCCUCUGCCUGGUGGGCCUGAGCCGCUGGGCCGCGCUGUGGCUGGGGGCGCGAGGCGUCCUCUGCGCGGCGCCCGGCUCCGAGGGCGCAGGGGUGCCGGGAUGGCCGGCUGCUGGGAAGCCGCUGGCGGCGGCGCUGGGGUUGGCCCUGCCUGGACUUGCCGUGUUCCGAGAGCUGAAGUCUUGGGGGGCCCCCAGGGUCUCCGACAGCGCCGAGCUCCUGCACUGGGGAAGUCGCCUCGACGCCUUCGCCCUCAGCUACGCGGCUGCACUGCCCGCGGUCGCCUUGUGGCAUAAGCUCGGGAGCCUUCGGGCGCCUGGGGAUCCCGGGGGUUCUGGAGACACGGUUCGUAGACUUCUGGGCUGCCUGGGCUCGGAGAUCCGCCGCCUCCCACUCGUUUUGGUUAUGCUGGUCCUCUCCUGUGUCGGGGAGAUGGCCAUCCCCUUCUUCACCGGCAGACUCACUGACUGUAUUCUACAAGAUGGGGCAGCCACGGCCUUCACCGAAAACAUAAUUCUCAUGUCCAUUCUCACCAUAGCCAGUGCAGUGCUGGAAUUCAUGGGUGACGGGAUCUACAACAGCACCAUGGGCCGUGUGCACAGCCAGUUGCAGGGAGAGGUGUUCCAAGCUGUCCUGCGCCAGGAAACAGAGUUUUUCCAACAGAACCAAACAGGUGCCAUCACAUCUCGGGUAACAGAGGACACGUCCACCUCACAGGCCACAAAGAAGCAGGAAUCUCUGGCACAGGCCAGCCAGGUGGCCAUCGAGGCGCUGUCUGCUAUGCCUACAGUCCGGAGUUUUGCCAAUGAGGAAGGAGAGGCCCAGAAGUUUAGACAAAAACUGCAGGAAUUGAAGACACUCAGUCAGAAGGAGGCCCUGGCCUAUGCAUUCGACACCUGCACCACCAGUAUCUCAGGGAUGCUGCUGAAGGUGGGAAUCCUAUACCUUGGUGGGAAGCUGGUGACCAGUGGGGCUGUAAGCAGUGGGGACCUUGUUACAUUUGUUCUCUACCAGAUCCAGUUCACUACAGCUGUUGAGGUGCUGCUCUCCACUUACCCUAGUGUACAGAAGGCUGUGGGUUCCUCAGAGAAAAUAUUUGAAUAUCUGGACCGGAUCCCUCGCUGCCCACCCAGUGGCACAUUGACUACUUCAAGCUUGAAGGGCCUUGUCCAAUUCCAGGAUGUCUCCUUUGCUUACCCAAAUCGCCCAGAUGUCCCAGUGCUGCAGGGGCUGACGUUCACCCUGCGUCCUGGUGAGGUGACGGCCCUGGUGGGGCCCAAUGGGUCUGGGAAGAGCACAGUGGCCGCCCUGCUGCAGAAUCUGUACCAGCCCACCGGGGGGAAGUUGCUGCUGGAUGGGAAGCCCCUUCCCCUAUAUGAGCACCAUUAUCUGCACACACAGGUGGCUGCAGUGGGACAAGAGCCACAACUAUUUGGAAGAAGUUUUCAAGAAAAUAUUGCUUAUGGCCUGACCCAGAAGCCAACGAUGGAGGAAAUCUCAGCUGCCGCAAAGGAGUCGGGGGCCCACGGUUUCAUCUCUAAACUCCCUCAGGGCUACAGCACAGAGGUAGGCGAGGCUGGGAGUCAGCUCUCAGGGGGUCAGCGGCAGGCAGUGGCCUUGGCUCGAGCAUUGAUCCGGAAACCACGGGUGCUCAUCCUGGAUGAUGCGACCAGUGCCCUGGAUGCAGACAGCCAGUCACGAGUGGAGCAGCUCCUGUACAAAAGCCACAAGCGGUGCUCCCGAUCUGUGCUUCUCAUCACUCAGCGUCUCAGCUCCGUGGAGCAGGCUGACCACAUCCUCUUUCUGGAAGAAGGCACCAUUCGGGAGGCUGGAACCCACCAGCAGCUCAUGGAGAAUCAGGGACCCUACUACAAUAUGGUGCAGGCUCCUGGGGCGACAGGUGACCUAGAAUGAAAGCCUUCUCAGACUCUCUCUAGAGUGGAGAGUUUGGGAACAAAGAUCUUAGCAGCCUUGCAGAGUAGGCAGCUGCUUGUUGGGGAAUUAUGCCUGAAAUUCUGUGGUAUGUGGCCUGAGUUAUGCCUGAAACUUUGAAGUGUGGGGCCUGCGUUAUGGCCGAAAUUCUGCCAGGAAUGCUUCCCCUCCCCAAACUCCUCCUCAUAAUGCAGGUUUCUUGAAAGAAAAGGGGGAUUAUGACUCCUUACUGUAACUGGGCGAAGACCCACGGCUGGUGUGGCUAACACCCUUGAAAUCAGAGAUAUUUAGACCACUAAAUAUUUAAACAUUUAAAUAUUUGGAAAGUAGUGGGAUCUCUACUUUCCAAUAUGACCAAGGAAUAUGCUGGCCCCCAGAUACCCCGUGGGCUCUUGGGCUUUUGGUUUUCCUAAUAAAAGUGGUGUUUGU